Molecule: messenger RNA, 1988 nt
Organism: Zootoca vivipara (common lizard)
Lineage: Eukaryota; Metazoa; Chordata; Lepidosauria; Squamata; Lacertidae
Source: RefSeq, a predicted model, not a curated record
GAAGCAGAAAUCCCUCAAGAGGUGAUCGAAAGGCUGGCUCACAGCGAGAUCCACAGCAUCCGUGACCUGCAGCGCCUCCUGGAGAUUGACUCCGUAGGAUAUGAUGAUCCGUCAGAGACAAACUUGAUAUCGCAUAGCAUCCACUCUGUCAAACACGGGCAAGAAAAUCGUCCCAGACCUAUUCGCAGGAAAAGAAGCGUUGAGGAAGCCAUUCCUGCCGUCUGCAAAACGCGAACCGUUAUAUACGAGAUACCUCGGAGUCAGAUCGACCCGACGUCUGCUAACUUUCUGAUAUGGCCGCCGUGCGUGGAGGUGAAGCGUUGCACGGGCUGUUGCAACACCAGCAGUGUGAAAUGCCAGCCGUCGCGGAUACACCACAGAAGCGUCAAGGUGGCAAAAGUGGAAUAUGUUAGAAAAAAGCCAAAAUUAAAAGAAGUCCUGGUGAAGCUAGAAGAGCACAUGGAAUGCACCUGUACGUCGUCAAAUUCUAAUUCAGAUUUUCGAGAAGAGGAAACGGGAAGGCCUGGGGGGAAAGGUAAAAAACGGAAAAGAAAAAAGUUAAAACCCUCAUAAAAAAAUACUGCCGAUGACCAGAUGUAAGGUGAAAAUAAGCUAGAAAACAUUUCUCUCUGGGACAUGGAUGUACAUUGUUUGUUACAUUCCUGAACCUACUGUGUAUGGUGCUUUAAUGACUGUAUACUUCAUUCAUUCUCCUGCGUUGGGGAGGGAAAUUGUCUUAGAGAAAGAGAGAGAGAAAGAGAGAGAGAGAGAGAGACUUCACAAGAACAAGAGAGACAAUGUACAUUUGUUUAAUACGACAUCAAAGCAAGUAUUGUAGCACUCUACGAAACAAUGCGAAGUUUCCCUGUCCAAAACAACAACAACAAACAACCCAAGAAAGACAACUUGAGAAAAAAUAAUAAUGGCAUUGGUAGAGGAAUACCAAGAGUACCCUGGCAACACGACAAAAGACAAUGCUAAAUUAAGUGAAGAACAGAUUUCCUCUGAGAAGCACGGUCAGUGGUGCUUUCUCUUCCGUUUGUUUUUGUCGAGAAAUGUGCCUACAUUCUUGAUGAAGAUGGAUGGACAUGGAUGGAUGGACACUGAUGGAGUUUAGGCACACAUACAAAAAUAAUAAAAAAAGGAGGAAUGUAUCAAACGCCACAGCAGACACUUAUAGAAGCAGUGCGAUUUUGCUUGACGGUAUUUUAACGUCUAUACAAAAAAAAAAAAUCCUUCUGGGGCGCCUUAAGUGGAUGUUUUGGUUUUGUUUUUUGUUUUUUUUACACCAUAAAGUUAUUAUUAAGCUUUCUUUUUACUCUUUGCCUAGCUUUUUAUUAUCCUUUUUGGACUACAUUUACCAAUAACCCAUAUAGAAGACUGCUGUAGCGAUGGCGGAAUGGGACACACAGACAAGUAUGGAAUUUCUCCUAGCGGGAUGCAAACUAAUGAGAUGUAUUAAAAUAAAAAUGGUAUACCUAUGCAUAAUUUUCUAAAUGUUUCUUGGUUUAUGUCCCAUUUCCUCUCUCCUCCCCGCCCCCCACCUCUCCCAUUCCCACACACAUUAUUUAAAACAGUGGCUUUUCAAAAGUCUUGCCAGGGUUUGUUUGGUUUUUUGUCGGCGAAAAGGAUUGUAAUAAUGGAAGGUUGGGUGCCGCUGAUCUUCCUCUGCCAAGUACAGCCACAGAGCAGAGAUCAGGUGGAGGUGGGGUGGAUUCGUCAAGGCAUUUUUGUUAACGAGGCAACAGCAAGGCCCAGUAGUAUUGGCCCUUGUGUGUGUUAAAGGAUGCCCGAGAAUAUACCCAGAAUCCUCGGCAACGUGCAAGAGUUUUGUGGCUGAUGCCCAAGAGUUUCCUCGACAAGACAGGUCAACAGAUCUUCCUGAGGGGAAGAAGUUUGAAAGUCACUGCUUUAUUUUUUAGAGACAAAAAAAAAAAACCCCAGCGCCACAACUCCCUGAUGUGCAUAAGCAACCUUUGGCUAUAUGC